Molecule: messenger RNA, 18198 nt
Organism: Etheostoma spectabile (orangethroat darter)
Lineage: Eukaryota; Metazoa; Chordata; Actinopteri; Perciformes; Percidae
Gene: pcloa
Product: piccolo presynaptic cytomatrix protein a
Exons: 27
Coding region: 250-15105 (4951 amino acids)
Biological process (GO): protein localization to synapse; presynaptic active zone assembly
Cellular component (GO): membrane; axon; cytoskeleton of presynaptic active zone
Molecular function (GO): structural constituent of presynaptic active zone; metal ion binding; protein binding
Source: RefSeq, a predicted model, not a curated record
CUCACGGAAAACUGUGGUAACUGUGGUGUACAGCUGCAGAGAUGCGCGACACGGUAAAACAAGGAGAAACGAGGGAAAUGGAACGACAUCACAGGGAAGAAAAGUAACCACUGAAAAAGAAAAUCAUCUGAGAUGCUACGAGAUACCGAGAAACGCCGUCGUCUCUGCGCGCUUUGGACGUAAAAACGCGGACAGGGCUCGGAUCGUAGCCUACAUUGAUCCGAAUACAGUGGACGGGAGGGGUCGAUCAUGGGGAACGAAGCAAGCUUGGAAGGAGGCGAAGGGCCGACGUCCGGGCUACCGGAGGGGCUGGCACCUGACGGGAAGGGCGGCUUCGUCAGGGUGCCCGAUGGGACACCGGUCAACCUGAGUGAACUCAGCGAGGAGCAGAGGAGGCAGCUCGCCGCGGCGAUGUCAAGGGCGCAAGGCAGGCAGCCCGGAGGCGCAGCAGCUGCACGAAGACCAUCAGAAUCUGAUACCCAUCAGCGUUCCCAGCAGGUAGGGGCCUCCAGGGGCCCUACAGGUCUCAGUAAGAGUCGUACUGUAGACGCCUUCAACCAGGGUCCACCUGGCAAGCCCACACCGGGCCGGAGCCCCUCAUCCCUCAGCCUUUUUGAAUCCAGAUUCCGGCAGGAGCCAAAAGACCCAGAGACCAAGUCAUCCAGCAUGUUUGGCUCCAGCUUCAUGUCAUCUAUGACCUCCUCUGUCUCCUCCUCCAUAUCCUCCAUGGGGGAUUCUGUCAACAUCCCCAAGUUUGGGCUAUUUGGAGAUGAGGAGGAGGGAGAUGCAUCUGAAACACAUGAGUCCAAGCAGGGAGGAAAGCCACCAGGCAAGGGCCCUCAGCAAGGGCCAGGUCCAAAGGGACCACAACAGGGCGGACCUCAGAAACAGGGUCAGGGCCCUCCUGGACAGGGGCCAAAACCAGGGCAAGGACCCCCUGGUCAGGGACCCAAGCAAGGACAGGGAUCACCAGGCCAGGGACCAAAAUCUGGACCCCCUGGGCAGGCCCCCAGGCAAGGACAGGGGCCACCAGGCCAGGGGCCAAAAUCUGGCCAGGGUCCUCCUGGCCAAGGACCCCCUGGGCAGGCCCCCAGGCAAAGUCAGGGUCAACCAGGCCAAGGACCCCCAGGGCAACAGGCCCCCAACCCAGGUCAAGGUGCCAUGCAGAGUGGCCCUCCCCAGCAAAAAGGUGGAGCCCCUCAGCAAGGACCUGGGAAGCCUGGACCCAAACCGCAAGGGCCACAAGGCCCUGGGGCUCAUCCUGUAGAGCCAGCUAAGAGCGCAGGGCCUCCUGGUCAGCAGGGGGCUGGAAAACCUGCAGCAGGACUCUGUCCACUGUGUAAGACCACCCAUUUAAACACUGGAUCGAAGGACCCCCCUAAUUACAACAACUGCACUGAGUGUAAGAACCAGGUCUGCAGCCUCUGCGGAUUCAGCCCCCCAGACUCAGCGGGUAAAGAGUGGCUAUGUCUGAACUGCCAGAUGCAGCGAGCGAUGGGAGGUAUGGAUCCCCCUGGAAUGACAAAGCCCAAACAAGGCUCAGCCCCGCCCUCACCCCAGAGACAGGCACCUGGCAAGCCUGGCAAGCUGCUGAUGAAGCAGCAGAGUACCACCGACCAAGGGUUAACGCCGCCAACCACACCGAGGCAAAAGUCCCCAGGUCCUACCUCUCCCGGGCCGCUUUCCCCUGGCUCCUCCUUGGGAGGAUCUCCCAAGAUUGACCCCAAGACAGGCCGCCCCAUUCAGCCGAAGUCCAGCCCCCAGCAGUCUCCAUCUAAAGCCAAACAGGAGUCCAGCUUCUUUGGGGGAUUUGGAGGUAUCAGUCUAGGAAGCUUGACAGACACAGCCAAACCUCCUGCGGCUGCUUCACAAGCUGCCGAGUCCGUUACAGGGAAACUGUUUGGUGGGUUUGGCGGUUUGAUGGAAUCGUCGAAGCCUCAACCACAAGCCGCACCAAAGCAGGAGGAGUCAGUGGCUGGGAAGUUGUUUGGUGGUUUUGGAGGGUUGACAGAAACAGCAAAACCUCCAGCUGCUGCUUCUCAAAUGUUCAGCUUUGGGUCAUCACUCUUGAGUUCAGCUUCUAAUCUUGUCUCUGGAGAGGAAGAGAAGGCAGCGGGUUCUCCACCUGGUUCACCCCUAGACUCUGGACCAGGUUCUCCUGUAGAUUCUGGCCCGGGCUCACCACCAGACUCCCCUUUCUCUCCUCCUGGGUCUCCUCCUGAUUUGGACUCUGCUCCUGACACUCCAACCAAGAAACACCCUAGAACCAUUUCUGUAGAAGAGGAAGUGAAGGUGUCAAAAGCCAAACCUGGACCUGCCCCGGCCUCAACAAUCAAGGAAAGCUGCCCUCUCUGUAAUGUUGAGCUGAACGUUGGCUCAGCAGACACGCCCAACUACAGCUUCUGCACCGAGUGCAAAAAGACAGUUUGCAAUCUUUGUGGAUUUAAUCCUACUCCCCAUUUAGGAGAGAAAGAAUGGCUCUGCCUCAACUGUCAGACCCAAAGAGCCAUGUCUGGCCAGCUGGGAGACAUGCCAACUCCAGCCAUGGCUUCCCCAAAGAAGCAACCAGCUGCUCCUACUCCCUCUUCCACCCCUGCCCCUGCUGCUCUAGAUAGCAAACCUGUAGUAGAAGCAGCAGACCUAACCCCACCAGCUCCUGAUACCAAGGUAGUCCCCGAAACCAUUACCACACCUGAGGGUGGAUUAAUUUCCUCUCACCAUGAUUCCUCUCAUUCUGUCCCUUCCCCUCCUCCUGAUAGUACCCCUCAGGAAACACCACAGUCACAAGAACAAAAACAACCACUGCCAGCUGAACCAGUGACUGAGCCUGUAAUUCACCAUGAACAACAAGCUCCAAUUUCUGAGAGUGUUGCUGAGAGUGUCCCUGCAUUCCCAGCAGUUGAGCAAAAGCAGAACAGCUCUGAGAAAAUAGCAGAGAACAGUCCUCACUCUGACACAGAGCCAUCUAAUGUUGAGCAACAAGCACAGAGUUCACCUGUCAGUAGCAUCCCAGCAGGUCUACAACAGAGUAGCUCUGAGAAUGCGACAGAGGACCUUUCUCCCUCUGUGGACAGUGAGACGCAAAAUCUAACGACUAAUACAGGUUUAGACAAGACAACUGUCCCUGCUGAGGUAGAAACAGAGCCAAAUCCCAAGAUUACUAAGAGUGAGACUGCAGCUUCCCUGACAGAUUAUGAGAAAGUGGAGCCCGUUCCCAAAAAUCUUCCAGAAGUGACAAGUAAUUCAGUUGAGCCAAAACCUGCCUUGAUCACAGAAGCAGUUUCACAGGAAGUUCCUGUUCAGCUUGAUUUAAAGCCAGAUUGCUCAGCUCCAAAUGUAAAAGAGGAAGAAAUAUCAGAGGUAGGUUUACGUAAGCCAAUUGAGGAACCCCAGAUAGAUGAAACUACUCCAGCAGGUCAAACUCCAUCAGGUACAAUAGACACAGCUUUUAAUGUGGAGCAAACUGACAUAACUACAAAACCAGAGGCCGACAGUGUAGCACCUGAUGUCAAAAAUGAAGUUACGACAGAAAUAAAGGCAGAACCAGAACUUAUAAUAGAGAAGCCAGUGUUCAGAAUGCCUGAUUGUCCUGCAGUUGGGGUUGCAGAAAAUGUAGCACCUAUUGACAAUGUUGAGGUCCCUAAAUCUGACGAGACCCAGCAAGAAUUAAUACCAAAGUCAGCAAAAUGUGUAGAAUCUGAAAGUUCCUUAAUAGUGUCAGAUAACAAACACACUGUAUUAACUUCAGAUGAGGGAAGUCAAGCUAAUAAAGUAGGAAAUGAACCAAUAGGUAAAGAGGAGGAGCCUUCUCCACUUGACCCAGCUGAUAAGUCAGCUCAUGUUGCUCCAGAUGAAGGAGAAACCAAAGCACUAGAGGAAGCAAAAGAGGAGAACACUGUUGCAAAUAAUGUUUUUGAAAAAGUUCUUAUUGAAGGGGCAGCUAAGCAGAAAAUACCCAAUGAUCUAUCAGUUGAGAUGGAAACAGUGAAGGACACUGCUGAAGAAAAAGCUGUUGAAAAAGAAACCAUUGAGGAGAGAGGUAUUGAGAAGGAAUCAAUUGAGAACAAAACAUCUAAUAUCAAAGCCUUUGAAGAGCAGGGAGUUCAAAUGACUGCAGCUAUUGCAGAGACGGUUAUUGAAGUAAAAGAUGACAAAGGGGAAUCUUCUAAAGAAGAGGCAACUAAACAGAAAACAGUUGAGAAGGCAGAUGAUCAGAAAGAUGAUAACGCUGAAUCAAGUCCAGCACCCUCCGCUACAGACACAGAGAAUGGUAGUCCUGCAAUAGACAAAAAAGAGUCAGAAAUAGCAAAAGAGACAACUCCAACUGUUACUGAUGAAAUCCCAAAACAAGAGAUACUGAUACAUAAAGAGAUAGAACCCGACUCAAAGGAUGAGCCAUCACCCGCUGAGAGAAGCCAUGUUGGGACAGCGUCAGUGCCAGAGGAGUCCGAGGAAAAAGAAAAACCUAUUGUUGACGCAGAAAAUGUAGCACAUAAAGAAGAAAAACAGAUACCUACAGAUACAAUGGUAAAAGUAGAUAAUAAAUCUGAGGUUACCCCUGUUUCCCCAACUCCUGAUUCUAAAGAGCAAGAAAAGGUUAAUGUAAAUGAAUCCAUGCAAAGUGUAGAGAUGGUGUCAUCCUCAGCUGUCAUUAGUGAGACACAAGUCAGAGAUGAAGCCUGUGAGGAGAAACUCAUUCAGGAUGCGACUGAAGCCGGUUCACAAAAUACAAACAGUAGUGCUGAAAAUCAACAUGAAGUAGAGAGGGAGACGUUAGCUCUGACAAGCAGUGAUGAGAAGCCGCUUGAGAAAGUUGCAGAGCAAAAGCUGUUAAUCAAAGAGAAGGAAGGAAAACUUGACAAAAAAGAGGUUGAGUCACAACCUGUUGAUGGCAAUAUCCAGGAUUUUAUUUCAGUAUCAGAAACAAGCACAGUCUGUGACAAAGAUGGCACUGCAGAGUUUGAUGUAGGAAAGAAUACAAUUUUAAAGAAGGAUGAAGUAUCAGAUACAGCUUUUGAAAAUGGAGGUGUGUCUGCAUCAGUAGUUCCAGUCCCUGUAGUAGAACCUGAAAUCCCAUUGUCUGUAGUUAGUGAGCAGGACAAAGGCCCAAAGGAGAAGGACACUAACAUGGAGGAGAAAAAGGAGGCUGUAGCUCAGCCUCUGGAACAGUCCAGUGGUGAUGAUGCAGUCGCUGAGGUGAAAACACUGGAGACCUUGAAGGAGCCUGGAGAGAAAGAAGUGGCUGCCAAGGACAGCAGUCCCACCAGUCCAUCAGACCUAGCCAAGCUGGAAAGCACAGUCCUUCCCAUUCUUGAGGCCAAGGCAAGCACGCAACCAAAGGAUAAUGAGGAGAAACUAACAGACAGUCUAAAGACCAGACGUAAAUUAGAGGCGCUACCUCUCUCACCUGACUCACCCAGCUCAGAAGAUGACCGAGAACUUUCAGAGAAGAAUACCAAAUGUACCACUAAGAAAAAGCUCCUUGUGCCCAUGGAUGUCAGGGCAGAUUCCCUGGAUGAUAGCAGUGAAAGUUUUGGAAAGGAAAGCCCAAUGUCUGGGGACGAUGAGGAAUUUAUCCGGAAACAGAUAAUGGAAAUGAGUGAGAAUGAAGAUGCUUCCCCGUCUGAUGAGGAAAACCUAAUCCGGAGCAAGAUCAGAGAGAAUGAGAAGAAACAAAUGCAACAAAAGACAGUAGAGGUUGUUGAGAGGAGUGCGUCAGGAAAAGCCAGGCGACUUACCAAAAAAAGCACUAUAAGUCCAGAUGAUGAAGAAGAUAAGCAACUCCGUGGCUCAUUUGAUAAACCUGAUAUAAACAAAGAGGAGGGACAAGAACCAAAAGAAGAGGAUCAUCAGAGUGGUACUGGAGUUCGCAAAUUUCAAACUAUGGAGCUGAAUUCAACCAGCAGCCCUAUGGGUAUACCUAAUGAUGAUGGAGAGCCUGAAAUGGAAAGCCUUACAGACUCUCCAGAUGACCGGUCAAGAGGUGAGGGGUCAUCCAGUCUACAUGCAUCCAGCUUCACUCCUGGGACAUCCCCAACAUCUAUCUCAUCACUGGAUGAAGACAGUGACAGUAGUAGUCCCAGCCAUAUUCGUUCUGGUGAGGGUAAACAACACAGAAAAGCCAAACACAGACAACCUGGUCAAACGCUGCCAACUAUUGAAGACUCUUCUGAGGAAGAAGAGUUACGGGAAGAAGAGGAACUGCUCAGGGAGCAAGAAAAACAAAAGGGUUCUGGGAAAAAAUCCAAGAAAGACAAAGAAGAGAUUCGAGCCCAGAGAAGGCGAGAGCGUCCAAAAACACCACAAAGCAAUCUUUCCCCCAUUGAAGAUGCUUCACCAACUGAGGAACUGAGGCAAGAGAUUGAGAUGGAGGAAAUCAGACGAUCAUCCUGCUCAGAUUUCUCCCCCAGUAUUGAAUCUGAUUCUGAAGGAUUUGAAAUCCAUCCUGCAAAGAUUGCAGCAGUUCAGAAAACCUAUCAACUGCCUGUAUCAGUAUCUCUUCACUCUCCAACAGAUAAUCAAAAUACUGAUAAACCACAGAAAAAAUCUCUCAAAUCUGCUGAUGAGGCUUAUGAGGAAAUAAUGCUGAGGGCUAAGUCUCCAACACUUGACAAAGGUGAGAUUCAACUGGAAAAAGAGUCCCUUUAUGGAGGCAUGCUUAUUGAAGACUAUGCCUAUGGAUCUCUUAUUGAAAAUCCAUCGGAUAAUCUGGGGGAGCCAGAGAAGAUUAUUGUUCCUGUCCAGCCCAAAACGCUUAGAUCACCAGAUGAAGUUUAUGAAGAUAUGAUAAAGAAGAGGAAGGAGUUUAUGCAGCUGGAGCAGGAAUAUGAAAAUAUUCAGCCAAAAAAUGAAAGCACUAACCCAGAAAUUGUGUUGCAACCUGCGGAGAAUAUCGUCCCUAAACACAGCAUAGUAACAUUUGGCAAAGAUGGAAAGCCAUUGUUGGAUGCUGAAACUGCAUAUGAAGAGCUAGUUAAAAGAGUGCUGACUCCUGGAACAAGUCCAACUCAGCAGGAGCCAGAACCAGAAGCCAAUGCAUUGAGAAGGGCACUCCAUCCCAUUCCAGACUUAAAGGUGACUCAGUGUUCUUCAGGAGAGUUGUCUUCUGAUGACGAGAGUAUGAUUAAAAAGGAAGCAGAUACAACUGCAGUGUCAGACACAACAUCACCUAUGGAAACUGAGCCUGUGACAGUGUUUUCUGAGUCGCCUCCAACAUCCACAUCAGAUCAGCAACCUCACACCACUAUUGCAGAAUCACAGGCUGAAAUUGUUGACUUAUCUAGUGCACUCCCAAGAACAUCAGCCCCUGUAAUUGUAAGUGUUUCACCCUUGCCCACAGUCCCCCAGUACACACCCACUAUUCCCAGCGUAGUUUCAACUGCUCCACCUAUACCCCCCAAGCCAAGUGUCCUGCGUCGGGCUAAUUCUCAGGAAAAAGCAGAAGUACCUGUUGCACCACCACUGCCUCCUCCCACCCCACCAAAACCUACUGUUUUCCCCAGGAAAGCUCCAGUUCCACUUCCACCUCAGGCUUUAGCAACUCCAAUCAGGUCUGAGAUUGAGGCUUCGACUGCAGCCCAAAUACCACCUACAAGACAAACAGUUACCCCAAUGUACAAGCCUCAUGUUCCCCCUCCUGUUGCACCAAAGCCAUCCAUUAAUGCAGGGAUUGCGGAUAGCCACCGACCAGGACAUGGUGUCAAACCACCAAUUGCACCAAAGCCUGGCUCACAGCCGUCUUCACCUGCCCAUGCUUCACAUCUACCAAGACCCACUGUGCUUCCCACUGGUCCUGCUGACAUAGUCCUGAAUCUGAGCCCUUCCUCUGAGAGCAAGCUGUUUCAUCCCUCACCAAAGUCCCCUUCUUCUCCAAGAUAUGCUAGCAAUCAUCGUGACACAUAUGUAGUCAUCACACUGCCAUCUCAGCCCAGCUCUCCAGUAGAUAGUGUCUUAACUCAAGCUCCCUCUAGCCCUGGCCCAGUAUCUCCUUCACGCCAACCUCAGCCCCAAAGUUAUUACCAACCACAGCCGCAACCUCAAUCUUAUCCACAACCAAUCCCUCAUCAAACAACCAGGGUGCCUCUGGCAUACACACGAGUCACAGAAUCCAUUGAAAGUCAAGAGAUUUGUGGCCCAGAAAAACAUGUAUCUAGUUCUUGUCACACAAUUGAGGCUGUAUCUGCCUCAGCACAGCCACCUAUGGUUAUGCCUAACCUGAUUUCUCAAGUGGUCACUACCGAAGUCCAAAGGACCACUGUCUCUGUUGUUCAUGAAAGAACACCACCACCACUGCCAGCUCCAAGGGCAAAUGGUGUCCCAAUCUCGAUGGAGAAACCUAAGCCCCAAUGGCCAGCACAGAAUGGACAUGCUGUCCAACCCUCUGAGGUAGUAGAUCUUAGGACUAUGAAGGUGGACCCAGGAUCAAACAUAGAAGGUGUGGAUCUGUCAGCUGGCCCAGACUCAAGACGUCAGUCCAUUGCUACUGACGUCCUUCGUCAGAACAGUGCAGUGCAGUCACCUGUGGUCAACCUCAGUGCUGAUUCAUCCACUGUUUCUAUAGUGACUGAUAGUAUCACCAUUGUGACCUGUGCUGCUACAAUCCAGCAAUGUGACAAUGUAGACAUCUCUCAAGUAUCUUCAGUACCCCUUCAGCUAACAAAAAACAAAGUAUUUGAGCCAGUUUCUCAAAUUAUAUAUCGACCAAUUGAUUCUCAGCUUUCCAUUCAUGCUGGUACAGAGGCCCCUAUUAACCUCUCAGUUGGAUCAAGCACAGGUGGAGGAACUUUCCAGACCACCCCUGUCACUGUUGCACCCACUUUUCUUUCAAGUUGUGUUGCCAAUGGAUUAAUGACGGGUACAACCACAGUGGCAGGAGCUGUUGACCUUAGCACAACUAAAUCAUUCAACACUUUGGUAUCAGUGGAUGCUGCAGAAGUGGUCACAGCUGUAAUCACAGAUGAUGAUGGCAAACCAGUGGAUCUGACUGCAGGAAAAAGAGCUGUAUGUUGUGAUGUUGUAUACAGGCUCCCAUUUUCAGGAAUCUGCACUACUCAGCAACCUACCACACCCUUGCCUGAAGAUCGUUUUGGAUAUCGGGAUGACCAUUACCAGUAUGACCGAUCACCUUACGGCAUACGAGGAUUUGGUGGAAUUAAACCAUCAAUGUCAGACACUAAUCUAGCAGAAGCUGGGCUGUUCUUUUACAAGAGUAAGAACAGCUAUAAUUUCAGUGGUACCACAGAGGGUGCAGUUGAUCUUACCUCAGCAAAGAUUUCUGAUGCAGGUGAAGCUGUUGACUACUCCAAGAAAGGGACUUACGCAGGAAUGACAAUUCCGCCCUAUUCCCAAGCCAGAGUUACAAGUGCUGUCGGUACACUCUUUGGUACAAGCAGCGUCUUGAGGUCAUCAAAUGGGGUGGUCUAUUCCUCUGUUGCAGCACCAAUCCCAUCUACAUAUGCCAUUACUACCCAACCUGGGUCCAUCUUUAGUACAACAUACAACACUCUGUCAGGUAUGCAUACCAGCGACACCAUGCCUUCCCUGUCCAAUCUCCAGAACUUGCCACUUACACGUUCCCACAGUUUCCUGUCUACCCUCUCCAUUUCUGCAACAGAAGAACAAGGAGAUGCCCCACUGAAUUUGGAGAUCUCUAGAGGAAGUAGUAGUGCUGCUGUUGGCACAGUAACAAGCUCUUUAUCCCUUGACACCUACACUGAUGCAUCCCUGGAGGCCAUAGCUGCUUCACUUGAGGCUCUGUCUUCACCUUUGGUUCCUGGGGAUGGCCAAUAUCAGGCAGAGCGUGAGAGGCUAGAGAUGGAGAAACUCAAGCAACAGCACCUGGCUGAGGAAUUAGAGUGGGAGCGCCAGGAGAUUCAACGCUUCCGAGAGCAUGAACAGCUCUUGGUGCAGAAGGAACUAGAGGAGCUGCAGGCCAUGAAGCAGCAGAUCCUGAACCAACAAGAAGAGGAAAGACAGGCUCACCUUAUGAUGCAGAAAGAAACCUAUGCCCAGCAACAGCAGCAACUUGAGCAGAUCCAGAGACUCCAAGAGCAACUGCGCAUGCAACUAGAAGAGCAAAAGUUUCGUCAGAUGUACCCAGGUGGGGACAUACCAGGGCAUGGUGUGCAGGAGGCACUUGUCUUAGGACCUGAUGGCACAGUCCUGUCUCGAAAGAUCACAGACAGUGGGUGCCAGACAGAUGAAGAGGAUGAGACAAUCAGCAAAGCCUACACAGCAGGAAGAAAAAAGAGAAGUACUAAAAAGAGUGUUGACAGUUGUGUGCAGACUGAUGAUGAGGAUCAAGAGGAAUGGGAGGCUGAGACCAGAAACCGACAAAGCCGGCCACGCACUGCCAGGGGUGAUAGGGGUGGGCAUUCAGAGAUGUCUCUUAAAGCCCAUACUGAGAUUUCUAUACAAACAGAUACAGAGGGCAACAUUAGAAUGGACACCAGGAUGGAGCUGUCUGACUCUGAAAGGACCUCACCAAAGAAAAGACCUAUCCCCUUAGAAAUAGACCAAUCUCCGAACCUGAAAGUUGAUUCCUCUACGCUUCAAGCCCCUCCUAAAUCUCCCAAAGUGCUUUAUUCCCCCAUAUCCCCCUGUAUAUCCCCUAGCAAAUCCCUUGAAUUUGUGUCCUAUGACAAAUCACUGGGUGAUACAAGCCCACAAAAGCUAAGAGGAAGUACCGAUCUAUUAAAAGCCUCUCCAGCAAGUCCCAGGGGACCCAAACCCAUGCAGAGAUCCAUGUCUGACCCUAAGCCCUUGAGUCCAACAGGAGACGAAAGGGCAACAUCUGGCACCCAGUAUGGUGAAAGCUAUACUGAGAAAGGCUCGAGUGGCACACCAACAGGAACUCAAAAGAAAGUAAAGAGGACUCUCCCCAAUCCACCGUCAGAGGAAGAGACAACAACGAGUGGCCAGACAGCAUACAGCACUGGUUCGGCCCGUCGAAGAAUGUGCCGCAAUUCCAACAUGGCACGUGCCAAGAUCUUACAAGACAUUGAUCGUGAGCUAGAUCUAGUGGAGCGUGAGUCCUCUAAGCUCCGCAAAAGACAAGCAGAGUUAGAUGAAGAGGAAAAAGAGAUUGAUGCCAAACUUAGGUAUUUGGAGAUGGGCAUUAAUCGUAGAAAGGAUGUGCUACUGAAGGAGAGAGAAAAGAGGGAAAGGGCAUAUUUACAGAGUGUUGCCGAGGACAGAGACUACAUGUCAGACAGUGAGGUUAGUAACAUCCGAGAGACGAGAGGUGGGCAUGGAAGUGGAGAAGAUGAGGAGAUUGAAGGCCAUGGUCUUGAACGUCCCAGAACGGCUCCUCAGUCAGAAUUGGAUGACUUUGUCCCACCUCAAACCAAGCAUGAGUAUGGAAAAUACUCCCAGUACCAAUACAAUCAAAACCAAUACCAGCAGUCUCUAUACCAGACUCCCCAGUCCUACCAAUCUCAUUCCCUCUACUCCUCUGUCCCCUCACUCACUAGCGCCCAGCAGCAAAGUUACCACCAGAUGCUCCUGUUGCAGCAGAAAGCCGCCAGACAAGCAGCUCUCCUCUCAGAGCUUGAUGCAACUAAAUAUGAAGUCAUUAGCCGCCAGCCUGAUCCCACAUCAUCAGCUUACCUGGGAGUCACGUAUGACAAAUAUGGCAACCAUCUUGACCUCAGAGCCUUGGAGGUGGGAAGUAUAGCACGUAGCCCCAUGUCAGCUGUCUCUGAUUCCUAUUAUACAGAUGUAGAUCACCAUACACCUCGGAGUUACAUGUUGCUGGAAGAUGCUGCAGAACUGGCUAAGGGCUCCACAGGUCUGUCUUCAUCUUACAGUCUGGCUGAGAGGGAGCUGGCCAAGGCCGAGAAGCUGCUGCGUAGGAGUGCUGCAGAUCUGGGGUCUACUGACUAUCUGGGAUCCACCUCAAGACUCCAUACUUUUGGAAAGACCCCUGAUGAAGAGGAUACAAUGGAGGAACCCUACGAACUAAAACUCCUGAAGCAGCAGCUCAAGCAAGAGUUUAGGAGAAGUACGGGUGGGACAGAAAACUUAGAACAACUGACAGGCCUCUCCCAGCACUACUAUACCCCAAGCACUAGCAUAUCUAGUUACUCCCAAAGAAAUUAUCCAAAGUCAGACAAGUACAGCAUCAGUCGACUUACUCUAGAGAAGCAGGCGGCUAAAAAUCUCCCAGCAUCCAUGCUGUACCAAAAACAUAAGGCUCCAUUGUUAGAGCCUAAGAUCUCUUCCAAGUAUUCUUCUAUGACAGAUAACAGAGGUUUGGAAACAGACUAUACCAGCUAUCUUGGGACAACCAGUGCAUCGGUGAGAUCCAGCAGGCUCUCGCAAGAUGAGAUUACCUUCGGCCUUCGUAAGAAUAUUGCAGAGCAACAAAAAUACCUGGGAUCCACCUUGGGUGCCAACUUGGCUGGGUCACUAAACUUGGGCCAGAGCUUAGGUUUGGACUCUGCCUAUCCUAGUGGCAGUCGCUCAAGACCCUCAUCCAGGCCCACAUCUUGCUAUGGCCUGGACUUGUCUAUCAAAAGAGAUCCUUCCAGCUCUUCACUGAGACUUAAAGGAGAUGGUGAAACAUCUGCCGAAGUACCAAGCUUUCAAACCCCAUCUGGUCGCACGAAACCCACCAGCCUCCCAAUUGUGCAAAGUGGCCGUGGCCGUAUACCCAUAGUGGCCCAGAACUCAGAGGAAGAGAGUCCAUUGAGCCCUGUUGGGCAGCCUAUGGGCAUGGCCCGUGCAUCAGCAGGACCUCUGCCACCCAUUUCAGCUGAUUCAAGGGAUCAGUUUGGUUCCUGUUUGUCCUUGCAGGACUCCCAGCAGCCACAACAUAUCAGGGAAGAGCCAACCAGGGGUAGGGGUUAUGUGCUGCUGGAUGACCUGCAGGGCACCAUGUCAGAUAGUGAAGCACUAAGUGAUUCCCUGAUGGCUUUGAACAGAGACGAUGCAUCCAAUGCCUACCACCUUAGACGAGAGGAGACAGACUGGUUUGACAAACCUAGAGACGGACGGUCAGAGAAUGGACAAGAGAAGAGACAGGGAAAAGGCCCGUACUACCCCUUCCCUCACCUCAGGGUCAAACUACAGAGGGAUCCCAAAGACCGCAGUGUCUCAGGAAAUGGUCUGGGUAUCCGUGUGGUUGGAGGAAAAGAGGUACCAGGCAGUAAUGGAGACAUCGGAGCCUAUGUUGCCAAAGUCCUGCCCGGAGGAGCUGCAGAACAAACAGGAAAGAUUCUUGAAGGAAUGCAAGUCCUAGAGUGGAAUGGUGUUCUUCUGACGGGAAAAACCUAUGAAGAGGUACAAGGGCUCGUCGGGCAGCCGUGCAACGAAGCAGAAGUGUGUGUCAGACUCGAUCUUAACAUGCUGGCUGACUCUGACGGUUCUGAUCAUCUGGAUUUUCAAGAGCACGGCAAAGGUGACAGACCUCCCAGGUCUCCAGGUGUUGACCCCAAACAGCUGGCGGCUGAGCUGCAGAAGGUGUCCCAGCAGCAGGCUCCCACCUCCACCUCUUCCUCCGGUCUGCCGCCCACAACCUCGGCGACCUCCAGCCCCGCUCAGCCAGGAUCACCCUCCGUCAGCAAGAAACGCCACAGCAGCAAGACUGCAGAGGGAAUGAAGACCCAGUCCCACCCCAUCUCUGGAGAGAUAGAGCUUCAAAUCCACUAUGACAAGCAGCUUGGCAACUUGAUCGUUCAUGUCCUGAAGGCCAGAAACCUUGCCCCACGGGACAACAAUGGCUACUCUGACCCGUUUGUUAAAGUGUAUCUCCUACCAGGGAGAGGUCAGGUCAUGGUUGUCCAGAAUGCCAGUGCUGAAAACAAGAGGAGAUCCAAACAUGCAGGCAAGAGUCUCAACCCCGAGUGGAACCAGACUGUCAUCUAUAAAAACAUCCACCUGGAGCAACUGAGGAAGAAGACCCUGGAGGUGAGCGUGUGGGACUACGACAAGUGCUCCUCUAAUGAUUUCUUAGGAGAGGUCCUUAUUGACCUGUCCAACACAGCGCAGCUGGACAAUGUCCCUCGGUGGCUUCUCCUGAAGGAGCAGAGCGAGGGGGACCACCACCGGCGCUCUCACUCAGGUCAGGGCCGGCACACUUCCUCUAAACCCUCCUCACAGCACUCCUCCCCUAAAACCACUGGCUCCGCACAUGACAAUCAGGAUUCCCCAAAAUCGUCUGUCAUCAAGAGCCGAAGCCACGGGAUCUUUCCAGAUCCGGCCAAGGACACGCAGGUGCCUACUAUCGAGAAAUCUCACAGUAGUCCUGGCACAUCGAAGCCUUCCCCGUCCGAGGGCCAGAGCCAAAGCCAAAGCCACAGCCACAGCCACGGACACAGCCAACACUCUCGCUCGCACGGCGCUUCACGCUCCAGCAAAAGUGCCGCACGGCAACACCAUCAGGACAGCGGCACUGGAAGCGGUGGAGGCGCUGCCGUAGCAACGGGCGAUGCCCCACAGCAGUCACAGCAGCAGCCGCCUCAACGCCUCCAACCAACUCGGUCAAGCUACAGAUCCAGUGAUGCCCCAGUCACAGCAGCCUCAUUGGACAGCGGCCUGAGUGGGAGCGCCUACAGCCUAUUGGACGAAGGAGGAGAGACAAACGAGGUGGACAGUGCCAUCUUCCAAGUGCCCCGACUUGGAAAGAUCCCAAACGGCACAGACGUGAUGAAACCAUCAAUGGGACACGGUGACACUGAAGGUAAGUCCCAGGUAAUGGGGGAGAUAAAGAUUGCUCUAAAGAAAGAGAGUAAGACAGAGGGUGAGCAACUGGUCCUUGAGAUUCUUCAAUGUCGCAACAUCACCUACAAGUUCAAGACUCCAGACCACCUGCCUGAUCUCUAUGUGAAGCUCUACGUGGUGAACAUCGCCACCCAGAAAAGGAUCAUCAAGAAGAAGACCAGAGUGUGUCGUCAUGACCGGGAGCCAUCUUUUAACGAAACUUUCCGCUUCUGUAUGAACCCCGCCGGACAUUCUCUGCAGCUGUUCCUGGUGUCCAAUGGAGGCAAGUUUGUAAAGAAGACCCUGAUAGGGGAGGCCUAUGUGUGGCUGGACAAAGUGGACCUACGCAAGCGAGUGGUGAGCUGGCACAAGCUUCUCACCAGCACCGCCCAGAUCCACUCAUAGAGGAGACUCAAUCUGAAAAACAAAAACAAGCAGAGAAGAACAGGUUUCUGUCAUCUGGGAACACUUAGGUUCAACAUCUGUGACGCUGAUCCACUCUUGUUGGGUAGGGGAGAGGCUGGUUUGGGUACGGGAGGGGGGCAAUAUAUGUAUUACUUUAAUGUUUCUUUCAGGGCUCAGAGUUUUUGAAGAGGCGUAUGUUCGUCCUGAUGAUGAUUUCUGUCAUGCAGGAAGUUAGGAGGAAGUAGUUGUGCAUUUACUGGAAAUGAACACGAGUUUACAGGACGCACAGUGUACAGUUAGUGUGGCCAGGGCAGAGGAGAACACAGGUGCUGAGUUCAGAGGUCAAGCACGGAAUCAACCAGGUAUUACACACUUUAAUUCACAACACACACACACACACACACACACACACACACACACACACAUUUACAAUUGUUAACUAAUUUGCACACUCAUUCACGCAGAAGAGACAAUUUAAUUCUACAGGGAAUGGACACGCUUGUGGAUUCUAAUUUAUUUAUUUAGAUAUUUUAUCCAUGAAAGAUUUUCCUCAUUGCUUUAUUAUGAGCGCAGAGUUUUAUUGAUUUACAUAGCAUUUUGGGAAUGAAAUAUUACAGACUCCGCUACGGAGACCUUGUAUUUAUUUUUGUAUUAUAAUAUUUGGGUCGAGUUCUAUCAUUCGUCUUCUCCUCAAUUAUUUAAGUACUUACAAACAGGAAACAUAGUAUAUUUUAUAACACACUACCUAGCAUUCCGUUUCAAAAAAAAAAAAAAUCUCAGCAAGCAUGAAUUUAUUAACAAAAACAUCCCCUUGUUCACAUUGGACCCCAUCGUUUCUCUCCUUAAUUGUAAACUCAGUUCUAUGAAAUGAUAAUUAUUGUUUGAUAAUGAUCAAUAUUGAUAUACAUAUAUAUCAAAUUGGACACCAUAUAUUGUGCGCAUGAGUCCAUCUAUUUGGUGUGCAGUGGCACAUGUUCUGCACAAAAGAAAAUGACCUCUAAGGUUCAGUAUGUAAAUAGUGAAGUGUCAUAGCUGGAAAGUAAUAAUAACAUCUAUAAAUAAAUAUAUAGAUAUCUUUAUAGAGAGAUUAUCAUAGACAAUCGAGUCUUGAUGAUUGUGACUUAGAGGUUUUAUUUACCCAUGAUGCCCCUUAGAAUGUGAGACCUUUACCUUAUGAGAGUUUAUUUUUUUUUUGUGAGAUCCAGGUACAUUACGAGUCGUACAUCAGUCCUGCUUUUGUUCGUAGGAGCAGUCACCUCAACAACGCACGCUUUUGUGGUAUUUUGCACUUUUUUCUGCUUAGAAUGUAUAAACUGACAUCAUCAUCCUGCUUAAAAAACGAGAUAGCCAGGGAUUUUGUCUUUUCAGGGGGAGGAAGUAGAGAGGUAAAGUAAAGCUAUGACAAAAUCAGGAGAUAUUAUAGCGAACAAAAGACAAAUGUGCCAGAAACCAUCCAUGAAACGCACUAUCACCGUUCUAAGAUACAACAAUGCUAUUCCACAAGCAUGUUGAUGUUUCUCUAUGUGUUUAUAUUACCACUCAAUGUUAUGUCUUUAAAAGUUAACUCUGUCCAUUAUGUCUUGAAAAAGGUCAUUGUGUGUACUUGUACAGGGGUCAAGAGGCAGGACAGCUGGUUCAUUCAGCAUUUUUAGUCCAAUGUAGCAGUGAAAGUUAAUAUCUCAGCGGGUUCUAUUCAACAUCUACUGUCAAAAAGUGGUAACUGCAUCUUGACUUGCCAGAAAGGUGAGCGGAGAGAAAACAUUUGUAUUGAUUUUUCUUUUGGACUGUUGUGUUUUAAUGUCGUCCAUGAAAUGAUUAGUGCAUUGAUAUGAUUUAGUUUAGUUUAACAUUGUAUUUUGUAUCACUAUAUGAAUCUUUAUUUAUUGUCUGUGAGACUACGUCAUAUGUUGUGUUAUAUUUGUUUACAGGACAUAUCAGGUGUACAUAAAAAUAAGUUGAGGUAUUUUGUUUUUCUACACAAUGUAGUGCUUGUUUACAAGGUUAAGAGGGCCUAAAACUCAGAGAACCCACUUUCACUAACACACUCUCACAUACGGAAAAUUAACAUGCAUGGAUCCUAAAUUUCACAUAGUUCACGAUAAGAAAAAAAAAAGAAAUUCUAUUCAAAUGAUUCCCAUCUUUUUAUGCAUUCCUGCAUUGAAUAGUUACAUUUUCCAGUAUGUGUAUGAGAAAUCACCAAAAAAGACAAAAUUUUAAUCAAUGGACUUUAUUCCUGAAAUGAGUCGUUUUAUGGUCAGUGUGUGUGUUUUUUUUUUUUUUGUAUUUUUAUACCCAUGUGCUUGUGUGUAGCGUCUUCAUGCCAAGUCCAUGCAUGCCAUUGGCUCUAAUGCAUAUCUCUUCUUUUAAGUGUUGUCUGUCUAAAAUAAUUUACUUCAAAAUGUCUCGUAACACACAAUGAAUUACACGGUCUCACACACAAACGCACACACACACAGACACACAGACACAUGCUAUCUCUCUAUCCUUGUAAAUACAUAGCUUUUUAUACUGGGGUUUGGGAAGCAAUAGGUCUUUUAGCAGAUAAAAAAGGUGUGUGAUCAUAGAAGUAAAAGGGAAGUUGUUUUUCUCUUGAUCAAUGUACAGUGGAUGGACUGAGAAACAACCUUAUGUCUGUCUAUAGGGACCCAGAUUUACUCGACCCUUUACACCAAACACUUAAGGUUUACCAGAGUCUAUCUGCACAGAAGUCUAUCUUAACAACUCAAGCAGUUGCAGGAGAAUUUAAAUGUGCUCACACUGGAUGUUGCAUGUUUUGUUGGAGGUUCAUACUAUUUUUGUGUCCAGAUAUUGUUAAAGAAAAAAAUCUGAAUGAGGUAGAGAAAGAUAUAGAAGAAAAAUAGACUUAUAGAGGGUGAAUUAUGAAGAAAACCUAUUAAAGUUAUUGAUGAUGUAUGCUGACUGUACAAAGAUUAUGCUUGUAAAACCUGUAAGGUUUUUCACUUGUAAGUAAACAGAAAAAAAAUCUACUGUCAUGGUUUUGUGAUUGUACACAGGAGGUAUUGAUAAAUUAUGCAAAUUGUGCUGUAAAAAUGGCUGUUGCCCCAUGUCUAAAUAUUAAAUAUCGGUACAAAC